Molecule: messenger RNA, 828 nt
Organism: Glycine soja
Lineage: Eukaryota; Viridiplantae; Streptophyta; Magnoliopsida; Fabales; Fabaceae
Exons: 1
Coding region: 76-726 (216 amino acids)
Source: RefSeq, a predicted model, not a curated record
UUCAUCAUUCUUAUACAUUGUCCAAUCAACAACAUAACGCACAACAAAUUCUCUCAAGAUUUCUUGCUCUUACAAAUGGGAAAUGCAGCAGUGACUCCAUGCUUUCAUCCAAAGAAUUCAUUGUUAUCGUCAUCCUCAUCGUCGAAACUUAUUUUCUGGGAUGGCACCAUGAGAUCUCUCAAGGGUAAGCACAUUGCUAGUGAGAUCAUGCUUGAGUUCCCAAACAAGGUAGUUUGCCAUGCAAAUUCCUUCUUCAUUGGACACCCAAUUCCUGCUUUAGCCUUAGAGGACGAACUCAUUCAAGGUGAAGCCUAUUUUGUUCUCCCAAUUGAUAGCUUCACAUGCAAAACCCUAUCUGUGUCUUCACUCUUGUCCUUGGGAUCACACCCAAAUAACAAAUCCACCAUCAAAUUUGGGGAGUGUGCUUUUGAGUACUUGAAAGGUUCCAAUGGAAGGAUGCUGAUAAAGGUCACUCCUGAGUUCAUCACAAGCCUAGUCAAUAGAAGUAAAAGACCAUGUUGCCCCAGCAGCAAUGUUGACAACAACUUCCUAUGUAGCACUCCUGAGUUGAGAAAACACUAUCAAAUGCUUGUGAAGUCUAAGGACCAAGUUUGGUCACCUAAGCUUGAAACCAUUUCGGAGUACAAGGUUAAGUUUUCACCGGGUAGAUUUAUAGGUUUAGAAAGGAAAGAAAAAGAAAAGGCAGAGGUUGUAUCUACUAGAUAGUUUUCAUGUAUUAAAGUAGAGACUAGUAUAAACUUGAAAUUUGUACAAUUAUACAUCACACAUAUAAACAUCAGUUAAUUACGGCCCUAGUUUUGUUCAUAA